Molecule: messenger RNA, 1303 nt
Organism: Venturia canescens
Lineage: Eukaryota; Metazoa; Arthropoda; Insecta; Hymenoptera; Ichneumonidae
Gene: mRpL19
Product: mitochondrial ribosomal protein L19
Exons: 3
Coding region: 227-1162 (311 amino acids)
Biological process (GO): translation
Cellular component (GO): mitochondrial large ribosomal subunit; ribosome
Molecular function (GO): structural constituent of ribosome
Source: RefSeq, a predicted model, not a curated record
AUUGAAGAGAGGUGACAAGCAGGAGCGAGCUAAAUUGAAAUAGUGGAAUGAUUUGAAUUGAGAGUAGUAUAAGAGAAUCUGCAAGAUGGCUGAGUUUUUUCCUAUAUAAAUUGGCAUUUCCAUACGAGUUGACCGCUACAGUAAAGCAGAACAUUUCAAAGCGCCCCGAAAUAACCUCUUUUAGUCUCCCUGUUUCUAUAUUGUAGUAGAAUCAGUAGAAUUCAAAAUGUCAGCAGUGGGCAGAGUUUUAUCUCGUGAACUCCGAAAAACUUUACACGUUUUUAAAUCGUAUGCAACGAAGGAGAGCCGAAGUUUGGUGACUACAAGUACGAAUGUAGAGGCAGUCAGCAAUGCCACUGUGCAGAAGAGUCGAAAAGAACUUGUGGAGGAUCUUAAAUCACAAAGUUCUGAAGAUUUUGUACCUCCGGAGUACAGAUUUAUGUAUCCCGAAUUUUUACCUGAUCCUAAACCUGAGUUUAGAAAUCGACUAAGAGAAAAACUAGAGCGAAUGGACAUGAUGGCAAGAAGAGCUAUUGUAGACAUACCAGAAUUUUAUGUCGGUUCCAUUGUCGCAGUAACUUACUGCGAACCUCAUGCACCUGGAAAAACCAACAGAUUUCUAGGAAUAUGCAUUGAAAGAACGGGUUGUGGUUUGAGGGCCAAGUUUGUCCUGAGAAAUGUUAUUGAUCAUCAGGGUAUUGAUGUUAUCUUCGAAGUCUAUGAUCCUAAUAUACAAAAAAUUGAUUGCAUCAGGCUCGAGAAACGUUUGGACGACCGUUUGGCAUAUUUGCGUGACGCGCCACCGGAAUAUAGCACAUUCCCACUGAACAUGGAGCCAGAGUUGUUGCCAGAAGGAAGUCCUGUUCCAGUGAAUGAUCUCAAAGUUCCAUUGAAACCAAAACCCUGGAUAGAGAAAUGGGAACGUCAAAAUUUAAAGGGUGUAAAAGAUAUGUGGGUGAAUAGGAAGAGAUAUAAGAAAGCUCUGGCAGCCGAAAGACCUUGGGAAAAGUACGAUCUUAUGAAAAUCUACAGAGAAACUAUUCCGGAGGAAGAGCAGAAAGAAAUCUAUGCUGAGCUUCAUUCGGAAUUGCAUAGUCUUGAAAUAUCUCGUCGUAAAUUGAAACGCAAACGUUCUUUCGUAAGGCCAAAGAAAACGGCUUGAAUCGUGUUUCGUUUGUGAGAAUCUACUGAGCAAGCAUCAUCCCAAGGGCUUAGAAAUAUUUAGUUGUCAAUGAAAAAAAUAACGCCAAUGUUACUUUUUGAAGUGUACGAAAAUUUAUCAAAUAAAUCAUUCUCUGAAAUA